AUGGCAACAGUAAGCCUCCCAAGAAUAACAAAGCUAAACGCUCUACCUUCCUCUGAAUUCUUUGAAACGGUCAAUGUACUAUUCGAGACUGCUCCUCCACUAGCCGGUGUGCUCUACGAUUCACGCCCGUAUUCCAGCUAUGAAGCUCUGAUUGAUCAGGCAGAGGCAUGCAUCAAGGGCAUGUCGAAAUCAGACCGAAUAGAGGUUAUCAAUGCACAUCCACGCAUCGGAGCUGCAAAAACAAGCUUAUCAGCUCUCUCAUACGCCGAACAGGGAUAUACAUCUGCACCUCAACCUUCCACAGCAUCAGUAAACACAAUGUCUGAAGAUGAGGCUGUGAACGCUGUGCUGGCCGAACUCAACACCACAUAUGAGCAACAGUUUGGAUUCAAGUUUGUGGUGUUUGUUGCCGGGAGACCUAGGAAGGAGAUUAUUCCUGUUAUUGAGGCUAGACUUAAUAAUCAGGCUGAUCAGGAGAUUGAGACCGGGUUGAGUGAGAUGAUGGCUAUUGCGAGGGAUCGGUUGAAGAAGCUUGCUCAAGAAUAA
This is a messenger RNA of Synchytrium microbalum, 546 nucleotides long. It is a transcript of the gene SMI12, whose product is annotated as 2-oxo-4-hydroxy-4-carboxy-5-ureidoimidazoline decarboxylase. Bases 1 to 546 code for a protein of 181 amino acids. The record is from RefSeq and is a predicted model, not a curated record. The transcript has 2 exons. NCBI's taxonomy places the organism in Eukaryota, Fungi, Chytridiomycota, Chytridiomycetes, Synchytriales, Synchytriaceae.